Setaria italica (foxtail millet) is the source of this 1324-nucleotide messenger RNA. RefSeq names its product transmembrane protein 45B. The record is from RefSeq and is a predicted model, not a curated record. The coding region runs from base 101 to 1006 and encodes 301 amino acids. The transcript has a single exon. Lineage: Eukaryota; Viridiplantae; Streptophyta; Magnoliopsida; Poales; Poaceae.
ACAAGUCACAACUCUGAACCAGCACUAUCUAUUUAAGCCAGUGCACUGCCUUUCUUCUCCACGCUGCACAAACCAACACAAUCGACAGUGUGGCCUAGCCAUGGGCACGUUCCUAGGCCAUUUCCUCCCCGGCCUGGCCUUCGCUAUCCUCGGCGUGUGGCACACGCUCAACACCGUCAGGGACUACAAGCUCAGGGGCGCCUCCGGCUUCCGCUCCGCCACCUGGUUCCCGUUCCCGUCGCCGCUGCCCUGGCUGAGGCGCCUGGAGCUCUACCUCCUGCUCUCCUUCUCCGUGCUCGCCAUCAUCGACCAGCUCGUCGACCUCCCCAUCCUCGCGCUCUGCCUCCAGCCCGACAGCCUCGAGCACGCCACCAUAUACCUCCACCUCGCCGUCUACGCGUCGGUGGCGCUCGCCGCCGACGUCUCCGGGCGCCGCGACGACGCCGCCGGGGUCGGGGGCGUGGUGGCCGCGCUCGCCGCGUCGGUGUUCGGGCAGGAGCUGUUCCUCCUCCGCUUCCACUCCGCCGACCACGCCGGCCUCGAGGGUCACUACCACUGGCUGCUCCAGCUCGUGGUGGCGGGCUCCCUAGCCGCCACCGCCGCCACCGCCGUCCUGCCGGGGAGCUUCGCCGUGGCGGUGGUGCGGUCGGCGUCCGUGCUGCUCCAGGGCGUGUGGUUCAUGGCCAUGGGGUUCGCGCUGUGGGUGCCGGCGCUCGUGCCGAGCGGGUGCCACGGCGUCGGCGUGGAGGAGGAGGGGAGUAGCGCGGCGAUGCGGAGCGCGGUGGCGUGCGCGACGGAGGAGGCGGCGCGGAGGGCGACGGUGAUGGCCAACCUGCAGUUCAGCUGGGCGCUCGCCGCCGUGUGGGUCGUGACGGCGUACCUGUGCCUCAGGGUGGACUCCGGGUGCUUGGAGUACGUGCAGCUCCAGGCGCCUCCCAGCGGCGUGCUCGCCGGCGACGGGGACACGCCGCGGAAGAUUGUGUUCCCCGUCGAAGAACAGGUGUAGAAGAAAGUUGCUCGCCGGUCACUUGCCUGGGAUUAUUGCACGUCUGGGUUCGCGUCACACUGUCAUACUUGAUACUUGUAACCUGUAAAUGCGCAAAUGCGCUGUGUGGUGUGAGUGCAACAGCUGUUGAGAGAUGGGCCUGUAAAUGCGCUUGGGUUGCCCGUGAGAUGGGCCUGCUCUGGGCCGAAAUUUAGUUGGUCCCGCUGACGAUGAUGUUGUUUCUUGGGCCUGGUGCAAUUCCACCUGGAAAAUAAUUGUGUAUACUUACUUGUCGUGUGUGAACUCUUCCCAGAAUGAAUAAAACUCCCGCCUUUCUAA